AUGCCACCUGCGGCGACACCCCAAUCUGUGCAAGGAGUACAGGAUGACGAAGAUGAGGAACUUAUUCAACAAGCCCUGGAUCCGCAGACAUCGCUUGAUUUCAAUCGUGACCUAGAACCAGGCGAGAAAGCCGAGGAUGCUAUGGAUUUUGAGGAUCUAAGCGAUAAUGAUCUAGCUGACGACGAUGAACCGGGGUAUUCGGGGGGAAAGGCAAAUGCCCCGGAUGAUUUUGCGGGUGGAGCAAAUUUUGAAACUCGUGGACCUGGAUAUGUUGAUGAAGCACACGCGGAGAAAACCUUUGACGAUUUAUUUGGCGAAGAGACGUUCGCUUCGAUCAAAGCCCCAGAGGACGACCAUACUAAUACAGCAACAGAGAAUCAGGCGUCGUGGCCUGUCUUGAACUCCUCACUCCAGCAAGACUUUCCUCGCGCUGGAGAUACCGAUCGCCACCAACUGCAGCAGGAACUCUUCGCCCUCUCGCGGUCCGCCUAUGCUGCUCAUGAUGGGUUGCCAGAACCGCCAACCAAUCGCAACGAGCUACUCACAGCUUUGUGGCCAAACUUUGAGCACGGUUCCAUACCGAAAUUCAUGAACUUGUUGCCACCCAAAAAAGCCAGGCAUUUAGGCAAGCACAUCACCAAGCCCCCUCGGCCUCUCAAUCCCACCAAGGUGAAUCUUGAAGUUGCUCAGGACCAAGAAAAAGCGUUCAGGGUACUUUCAGAGCCUCAGGAAGCAAAAUACAGCAAUAGAAUCAGACUUGGGUUAGUUGCGACACAGUUAGAAGCUUCCGACACUGAUAGCAACGAGAGCGAUCUCGAGGACGACGAUGACUUGGAUAGCCACAUUAUACAUGGAACAUCAUGGCAUGAUCUACAAAUUCUCUGCGAAGACUGGAAUGACUCAGCGUCCUCUGGGUUCACAGAUUCUGAAACCAUCGAAGCCCCAGAUAGCAAUCGGACCGAUUACAUCAAUUCUGAGAACUUUGACAGCGCAGGCGCAUAUUGCAUCUUGGAGGAUGUUACAGGACAACCACACAGGCAAAAGGAUGUUGAUGAUGUGCUACGACGGCAAGUUCGUAAGAUGCCGAGUGUCUUUGAACCCGAGCUAUCGACCACGCACGUUGCGAAAAAAGCAAAAUUAGACCUCAAUGACCCACACCUGCUCUUCGAAACGGUCCCCACCUCAAGAGCUUCUUUUCAGGCAGGCAAAUAUCCCGGUCAGAACAAUGGUAAUCAUCUGGUAUACCCAAAAAGCUUGUCUUCUCGAUAUAAUAUUUCCAACGACGACGCUUACGAUCUACUCAAAGAGAAUCACCAGCAUAAGAUACGAGGAAUGUUGAACACUUCUCAUGUUGAGCAUAGCAUGGCUGCCAUUCGUCUCCAGUGGCCUUUCUAUAAAACGCGACUGGAUAAACAAGAACUUCGCGCUUUUCAUCGUCCAAGGCUACGGAUGAAUCGUCAAGAGCAAAUCUCUUUCGAAAAACCCAAUUUCGUGAAAAGAAAACAUACGAAGGGCAAAGACGCACGAACACUGUUCUUCAACACAAGAGACUUAUCACUCAGCGACAAUUCCACGGCCUUGUUAUUAGAGUAUUCGGAAGAGUUCCCGACUAUGCUUUCAAAUCUGGGCAUGGGUAACAAAGUGAUCAACUAUUACAGGAAAAGAAGCACCGAGGAUAGCUUCCGUCCCCGAAUGGACAUUGGUGAGUUGCAUGUCCUGCUCCCACAAGACAAAAGCCCCUUCUCUCUCUUUGGCCACGUCGACCCCGGAAAAGUGACUCCCGCCAUCCAUAACGCGAUGUAUAGGGCGCCUAUCUACAAGCACGAACCUACGGGGUCAGAUUUCUUGGUUGUCAGAGAUAGUACGGGUGUCGAGGGUUCAUCAUGGUUUCUUCGAAACGUUGAGCAUCUGCAUGUGGUCGGCCAAGAAUUUCCUUUGGUUGACGUGCCAGGGCCGCAUUCUCGGAAAGUGACCACGGCUGCGAAAAAUCGCCUCAGGAUGAUCUCGUACCGCAUUGCUCGAAAGAAUAGGAAUCAGCGGAUGAACGUUUCAUCGGUCACGACGCACUUUAUGGCUACGACGGACAUGCAGAUUCGACAGAAGAUGAAGGACUUCAUGACGUUCGACAGAGACCACAAAGAAUGGAGAAUGCAGCCCGGUGAGUCGAUACCCGAUGAAGAUAUUGUGAGGGCAAUGGUAAAGCCAGAGGAAGUCUGCUUGCUUGAAUCUAUGCAAGUAGGACAGCAACAUCUUCAAGACUCUGGAUUUAGCAAAGAUGACGACGACGAAUCUGCAGAGGAAAACACAAAUGUGGGCGAGAACAUAGAGCAGCUAUUGGCACCAUGGUUUACGUCUCGGAAUUUCUUAAACGCCUCCCAAGGAAAGGCUAUGCUCAAAGUGCAUGGUGACGGGGACCCUUCGGGCCGUGGAGAGGCUUUCAGCUUUAUAAAGACCUCAAUGAAAGGAGGCUUUCGGGCUGUUGGAGAAAGCGUGGCAGAACGAUUACGGAAGCAAAAGAUGAAAGACUCGGACAAACAUGGCUAUAAUGUGCAGGAUCAGCAGGAUCAAUACGAAGAAUCCAUUCGCCGAGUUUGGGAUGCUCAGCAGCGGUCUUUGUCAUCGACUUUGGCGCAACCUGACUCGGACAAAGAGGACGAAGGGCUCGGGGAGACGUCGGAAGAUCUUCAUAUAGAAAGUCCCCGCUCGGGAGGACGGAACUCCGGAGCCAAACCAGGCUGGGAAGAUGACAGUGCUAGUCAGUCCACCAAAUGGAGCGCAACCAGCCAGGCUGGUCGGAUCAUGGAGAUCUCGCGCGUUGUGCAUGAUCGGUACGGAAACGAGGAGGAGGUCAAGGACAUCAUCCGGAACCCACGUGUAAUUCGUCAGUACCUGCGCCGUAGGCGGGCUUUAGACUCGGCAAACGAAGAUGUACUUGACAUCAAGCUAGGAGAGGAUGCUGCAGAAAACAAGCGCAAGGAGCAAAGGCUCAAGAAAGAGUUAGCACGUUUGGAACGUAAUAAAGAUCGAAGGAUUGCUCGAGAUAAGCAGAAGGGAAUUUACGGGGACGGAAAUCCCGAUGGUGAUGGCUCACCAACGUCUCCUGGCGACCCUCCAGCCAAAACCGGAGUGACAAAGCGUAAAUGCGCCAACUGCGGUUUGGUUGGUCACAUCAAAACAAACAAAAAGUAA
Molecule: messenger RNA, 3189 nt
Organism: Bacidia gigantensis
Lineage: Eukaryota; Fungi; Ascomycota; Lecanoromycetes; Lecanorales; Ramalinaceae
Exons: 5
Coding region: 1-3189 (1062 amino acids)
Biological process (GO): transcription by RNA polymerase II; RNA polymerase II preinitiation complex assembly
Cellular component (GO): transcription factor TFIID complex
Molecular function (GO): RNA polymerase II general transcription initiation factor activity; RNA polymerase II general transcription initiation factor binding; histone acetyltransferase activity
Source: RefSeq, a predicted model, not a curated record